UCCUCGUUCUCCUUCUUCUUCCCUCUCCUUUGCUUUUCGCCGGCCCACUCAAUCCGCCAUGGCUAAACCUGAGCUCGAGGGGAGAAAACUGAAAAGCAAAAGCUGAAUAAAAUUUUAAAAAGGAGAGAGCCCUUUUUUUCCUCACCUUUUCAUGUCCUUUUGUCUCUUGGCCUUUUCUCCACCCAAAGCAAAACAAUUCUCUAUUCACUAUUCUAUUCUGUUUAAGAACACAACAAAUUAGUCCCCUGGGGGAAAGAUCCAAAAGAACAAAAAAACUCCCAUUUGCUUCCCGAACGUUAUUCUUCUCGUCUCUUGUCUGUUUCGAUUUUUGGAGAACUGGGAUAAGCCGUGGUGGGGAGGUCGAGCGUAUCUCUCCCUAUCCGCCAUUGUCGUCUCGUCUCCAUGUGAUCUGUUUUUAGUACAGAAGGGAAGAAACAGACAAUGAAGCAGAAGGGCAAGCAGCAAUUGCUUCUUCUUCAUCUUCUUCUUCGCUCUCUGGUGGCUGCUCACUUACCCAUUUGGAUUUUCCUCUCGUUCGACUCAGCUCACGCCGGUCCCGACGUUCUUCUUCCUUCACCACUUGUUGUUGCUCAUUCUCAUGCUUCGCAGCCUGCUGCUCCCAACGUUUCUACUCCCAUGGCUGCCUUCUCUCCAGGCAGUCAAUUGCAACUGGGAGUUGAAGCAGGGCACCACAAACACAUGGAACUGGAUAAGAAAACGCACAUCAUACUUGCUGUUGCAUGCGUUAUCAUGGCCGUGAUAAUCUUUCUCUUCGUAUCUGCUGGUUGCCUUUGCUACUGGAAAGUUCUUCGGAAGAGGAAAAAGUCCACAAAUCCAGAUGCGGAGAAAGGGGUCUUGUUCAGCAAAUUCCGUGCCUUGAGGAUGCCUAGCAACAGGGGAUGUGUUCCAUUGAUUGAAUACAAGACACUGGAGAAAGGCACACAAAAUUUUGUGGAGGAGAAUUUGUUGGGCAGGGGCGCAUUUGGACUUGUUUACAAAGCCACCAUGGAUGAUAGCUCUGCAGUUGCGGUGAAGAAACUCGAUUGUGCAACUGAAGAUGCAAAAAGAGAGUUUCAGAAUGAGGUGGACUUGUUGAGCAGAUUUCAGCAUCCAAACAUCAUUUCCUUGGUUGGUUACGGUGUUCAUGAGGGUUCGGGUUUCAUUGUGUACGAGUUGAUGCCUAAUGGGUCACUUGAAGAUCUUUUGCAUGGACCUUCCCGAGGGUCUAAAUUAACUUGGCAUAUGCGGCUGAAAAUUGCUCUGGAUACAGCAAGAGGAUUAGAAUAUUUGCAUGAAUACUGCAAGCCAGUAGUGAUCCACAGAGAUCUGAAAUCAUCCAAUAUCCUCUUGGAUUCCAAUUUCCACGCUAAGCUCUCAGAUUUUGGUUUAGCAGUGGCUGAUAGCACCCGUAAAAAGAACAAGCUUAAACUUUCCGGCACUGUGGGCUAUGUUGCGCCCGAGUACAUGCUAGAUGGGGAGUUGACGGAGAAGAGUGAUGUAUAUGCGUUUGGAGUAGUGCUAUUAGAGCUUCUACUGGGAAGAAGGCCGGUGGAGAAACUGGCACCAGCUCAUUGCCAAUCCAUUGUCACAUGGGCCAUGCCUCAGCUAACUAACAGGGACAUGCUCCCAAACAUUGUGGAUCCUGUGAUUAAAGACACCAUUGAUGAGAAGUACCUAUUCCAGGUUGCAGCUGUUGCUGUGCUAUGUGUGCAACCAGAACCUUCAUACCGGCCUCUGAUAACCGACGUGGUGCAUUCCUUGAUUCCCCUGCUUCCACUUGAACUGGGAGGGACGCUUAGGACCACUCAGCCUGCAGUGACAUGCUGAUGAUAAUAAACUGAAGUCAUUCUGUAUAUGGGCUGUUUCUUUCAAGGAGCUUGAAUCUUUAUUACAAUACCCUUUUCGUUCAUUUUGGGUAGGGUUAGAGGUAUUCCUCCACGUUUGGGAAAUUUUCUUCCACGUUUUGUAAAGUUUUGAACACUCGUUGAGAAAGCUACAUAAGGGUCCUAUUUCUUUGGUGACAAGAAAACAAGUGUUGAAUGCCUUCAUAUUUUCUGUGAAAGUGAAUACAGUUUAUUCUUCUGGGAUAUAUAGUUAAGU
Molecule: messenger RNA, 2100 nt
Organism: Linum tenue
Lineage: Eukaryota; Viridiplantae; Streptophyta; Magnoliopsida; Malpighiales; Linaceae
Source: the annotation of a GenBank genome assembly